This is a messenger RNA of Aplosporella prunicola CBS 121167, 1936 nucleotides long. RefSeq names its product glycosyltransferase family 31 protein. The coding region runs from base 431 to 1936 and encodes 501 amino acids. Gene Ontology annotation, molecular function: glycosyltransferase activity. The transcript has 5 exons. Lineage: Eukaryota; Fungi; Ascomycota; Dothideomycetes; Botryosphaeriales; Aplosporellaceae. The record is from RefSeq and is a predicted model, not a curated record. Gene Ontology annotation, cellular component: membrane.
CCGCUUCGCCAACCCGCAGCAGGGCCUUGACCCCGCCGCCGCCGUCGCCAAAGCAAAGGAGUCCCGCUCCGCCCUCAAUAGCGCCGCUGCGCAGUCGCUGGCUGCGUACAGCUCUGCUCAUGCCUCCUCUGGGGCUGCCUUGACGUCCACUGGCACCCCUGCCGCCACUGCAACGGGCGUCUUGACCAGCAUUUCGGAACCCGCUUCUGCGAGUGCUACGGACGGUGCUGCUGCUGCUGCCGCGGCAACAGCAACUGGCAGCGCGCUGCUCAGCGCAGGCGCCAAAGCCGGCAUCGGCAUCGGCGUCGCGCUGGGCGCAGGGAUCUGGCUAUGGCAGCAAAGCAGGCGGCGGCAGCAGCAACAGCAAGAGCUGAACAGCAACUGCGGGGACGGCGGGGGCGCGCACGCCGAAGCUGCGCUGGGGCUAGGGAUGCAGCAGGGCCCUGGGCCGAUCGACCAUUCUGCCGCCGCUGCCGCUGCCGCUGCUGCCGCUGCUGCCGCGUUUCCGUAUGGUUACGCGGGCGGCGCGGUGCGUGGGUACGAGGGCGGGUUUCUGACUCUAAUGACAAUGGCAUGGCAUCUCCGCGUCGGCCCUCUUUUUGGCCCAUCUUCCAAUGAUUCUCAGGGGUCUUUUAGGAGUAAGCCACCCGCUCUGAUCGACGAAUGGGAAGUCGCCCUAAACCACAAGCCUAGACGCCAGGAAGCUGUAUCAGAUAUUUCAAUGGCUAUUCCAGGAAACCCACCAAUGCCAAAUGGCUCCUGCUAUUCCCCUAUAGCCCCGUCUCUAGCAUGUACAGCACGCCGCUGCUUCUCAUACGGGCUGUACUCGGACCUGGCCGAAACCAUCGCGGGGCACAGCGUCAGCGACGUGCUGGCCAACGACGCCGUCUCGCCCGCCACGCAAGCCGCCUACCCCGCAGAAUUUGCCUUCUACACGCAGCUGCACGCGGCCGGCAGCGUCGCGGCGGCCUUCUCGCCCCACGAGCUCGCGCAGUGGGCCGCGGUGGGGAACUCGCACCGCGGACGCCAGGCCAACCCCGCGUGGCGGCUGGACCGCUGGAAGUUCUUGCCCAUGGCGGCGGUGGCGCUGCGCGCGAGCCCGCCCGCCGCCCGCUGGUUUCUGUUCGUCGAGGCGGACACGUUUGUCGCGCUGCGCACGCUGCUGGCGUACCUCGAGCUUUUCGACCCCCGCUUGCCGCUCUACAUCGGCCGUCAGAUGCACAACAGAGACACGCUGUUCGCGUACGGGGGCGCGGGCUUCAUCGUCUCGCGUCCGGCGCUCGAGGCCUUGGUGGAUGUUGUGGCGCGCGAUAGGGCGGGCUACGAGGACUAUGUCAGGAGGCAUUGGGCUGGCGACGCGGAUCUGACCCACGCCCUGGCCGAUACGGGCACGUCGCUGCUGCAGGCGUGGCCGAAUUUCGAGAGCGAGGCGCCGCGCGACGAGGAAUGGGGGAUUGUGAAGUACGGCCGCGUGCUGUGGUGCUAUUAUGCUAUGACGUACCACCAUAUCGCGCCGGAGGAGCUGGGCGAGCUGUUUGCGUUUGAGGAGCGCUGGGGCAGGGAGCAUAACGGGAGCCUCUUGAGGCAUGGCGACGUCUUUAGGGAGUUUAUCCUGCCGCAGCUCGUGCUGGAACGCGACGAUUGGGAUAACCUCUCUGAGGCUGGUGUUGGUGUGUCUAGCGGCGGUGUCCCGCUCGAUUCAUUCGAGAAGUGUCGCGCUGUGUGCGAGCGCGUAGAGCAGUGCCUGCGGUUUUCGUUUGCCGGCCAGAGCUGCAAAGUCUCGUUUGGGGUGAAGCUGGGGCAUCAGACCGACGCUGCGGCGCCGGUGAGGGUCCGGUCGGGUUGGAUAAUGGACCGGAUGGAGGCUUUUAUGCAGCAGAUGGACGCGAAGUAUGGUUCCCUAGCAAACAAAAAGUCAGGCCCGAAGGCCCUCUAA